Messenger RNA from Caenorhabditis elegans, 633 nucleotides. It is a transcript of the gene F13H10.8, whose product is annotated as Small subunit of serine palmitoyltransferase. The record is from RefSeq and is marked reviewed. Gene Ontology annotation, cellular component: endoplasmic reticulum membrane. The coding region runs from base 9 to 251 and encodes 80 amino acids. NCBI's taxonomy places the organism in Eukaryota, Metazoa, Nematoda, Chromadorea, Rhabditida, Rhabditidae. The transcript has 2 exons.
GUUAAACCAUGUCUACGACGGCUACAGCAACCACCACCACAACAAAAGCAUUCGAAAAUGACUAUGGGGAUUUCAGCCAGUUCAACAAGGCAAAAACUGUAAAGCAAACGUUCGCCGAGCACGUCUAUCUUCAAUAUCUACUAGUCUCUGGAAUCUACAUGCUUGAGCCUUGGGAGCAGCGUCUCUUCAACUGGGUUAUCAUCUUUGUGCUCACAACAUUCAUUUCCCUAAUCACCUUCUUUGUCGUCUAAUCACUCUUUUUUCUCUCAAUGUGUUCUGUUUCCAUGUCAACUCCUUUUACUAUUUCUGAAUACUCAACGUUUUCUGUGAAUUUACUUUUCAUUCUUCGAUUUGUUGAAGAUGAAUUUAAACGCGGUUAUUCUGUAUAUAUCAUCUUGCCUCCUCGUUCUCUCAAAUAAUGGUAUUUAUCGAUUUUCUGUAGUUAAAUAUUAAACAUAACGAUGUUGCGUUAUCACAAAAGCUUACAUGUGUAUAGUAUAAUGACACUGCUGUUGGAAGUGUCAUUCAAUUAUGAACUUCUUUCGACGCUAAAUUUUUAUACAAUUUUUUACAACUAAAUACUUUUGGCGAGUUACGAAAAUUCUAGAUCUUAAAUAAAACAAGAACAUGCAA